This is a messenger RNA of Diaporthe amygdali, 1095 nucleotides long. RefSeq lists its product as uncharacterized. The record is from RefSeq and is a predicted model, not a curated record. Bases 1 to 1095 code for a protein of 364 amino acids. Lineage: Eukaryota; Fungi; Ascomycota; Sordariomycetes; Diaporthales; Diaporthaceae. Gene Ontology annotation, biological process: secondary metabolite biosynthetic process. Gene Ontology annotation, molecular function: FAD binding. The transcript is spliced from 5 exons.
AUGGCGAUCCCAACAGAUGCUCCCCUGACACCCCGACUGCGAGUCGCCAUCUCAGGCGGCGGACCGGCUGGUCUGGCAGCGGCCAUAGCCCUUCUCGAAAAGCCGGGAUUCGAUGUGACUAUUUACGAGCAGGCCACAGAGCUGCGAGAGGUCGGAGCAGGAUUGAGGGUUGGGUACAAUUCCUGGAGAGUUCUUGAACUCUUGGGCGUAGCGGACAGGGUUAACGGACACAUCAAGGUCGAUCACCAGCAUAGAGAUGGAGUCACUGGAGAAUUAUUGUAUACGUACCCGCCUUACGUCGGCGAAUGGAGAUACCACGACACACGAGCGAGACGCACUGUGUUGCAAGAUGCUCUCAAGAGCCGCGUGCCCUCACAUAUCAUACAAUUGAAGAAACGAUUGGUUAGUUUGGUUCAGCAACCUGAAGGCGGAGUAGUUCUGCUGUUUGAGGAUGGCACGUCCGCACAUGCAGAUUUAGUCGUCGGUGCAGAUGGCAUUCGAUCAGAGGAGAUUGAAGCAGGGAAAGGGCUUUGGGAGUUGACUCUGCGGUCUUACGAAGAUCCGGCACAGACCAAGGGCAAGAAAUACAGUUGGGGCAUCCCGGCUAGCAAUGAACGAGUUGCCAGGCAUUUUACUGCAUUCUCACCCGAAAUUCGCGAAGCGAUUGAUCGAGUACCAGAGGGCACUUGGAAAGAGUUCUCGGCCUUUUCUGGGCCAAGACUGCAACAAGUCGUGUCCCAUGGAAACAUAGCGAUCAUCGGGGACGCAUCCCACCCUCUACUAGGGGCUUUUGGUACUGGAGCAGGCUUCGCAAUGGAAGAUGGGUGGCUGCUUGCGCAAAUGCUAGAGCUAUGUCUCAACCAACAUAAGAACGACAAGAAGCGUGCUGUUCGAGAGAGUCUUGACCAUUUCGACAAGAUCCGUUCGCCGUAUUACCACAAGAUAUAUGACGUACUUGACGCUAAACCGCAGGGUGGCAAAAUCGAUUUUGCCGCAUGGUCACCAACGCCUGGAGGGCCGUUAGACUGGAUUUAUUUUCAUGAUAUUGGGGAAGACUGGAAGCGAUUCCAGGCAGAGUUCAAGAUACGUAUUUAG